Molecule: messenger RNA, 2100 nt
Organism: Rubroshorea leprosula
Lineage: Eukaryota; Viridiplantae; Streptophyta; Magnoliopsida; Malvales; Dipterocarpaceae
Source: the annotation of a GenBank genome assembly
GUUUGGUAUUUGAGGGAAAGGUUAAGAGUCUUUAUUGAAAAAAUUAUAGUUUUGGAGCUUAAUUGAAAAAUUAUUGAAAAAGCCUCAUAAAGUCCAUCCAAAGUUAAUGGGCUGUCAAAUCUGGCGGACCCUUUACCAGCCCAUCAGAGCCCAAGGGUCGUCUGCUAAAAUCACCCAACAAGCCCGCCACAUGGAGUGAAGGAAAAUGGCGCUCUCACUGGGAGCUUACUCCCCUCCCCUUAUCUGCAAAGCCACCGCUGCUAACAACCAUUCCCACCGCCACGUUCAUGACGUUGCUUACAUCCGACGUGCCGUCGAGAUAGCAGACAAAUCUGCGGGCUUCACGUCUCCACAUCCGAACUUCGGGUGCGUAAUCGCCACACGAAGCGGAGAUGUCGCCGGUGAGGGGUACCAGUACGCCCAGGGCACGAAGCCCGCUGAGAUCCAAGCGGUGGAGGCCGCAGGCGAGCAUUGUAGAGGCGCCACUGCCUACCUCAAUAUGGAACCCGGUGACUGCCAUGGCGAUCACACUGCUGUCUCCGCUCUUGUUCAGGCAGGCAUCAAAAGAGUUGUUGUUGGGAUCAGGCAUCCUUUGCAGCAUCUCAGAGGCAAUUCUAUACGUGCCUUAAGGAGUCAAGGUUUGCAUGUUGAGGUUCUGGGGGAGGAUAUGCAAAGUAAGAUUGUGGAGGAAGCUCGGAAAUCAUGCCUCCUUGUCAAUCUGCCUUUAAUUCACAGAGCUACCUCUCGAGUUCCAUUUUCUGUUCUUAAGUAUGCUAUGACCCUUGAUGGAAAAAUUGCUGCCAGUAGUGGUCAUGCAGCAUGGAUAAGCAGCAAAAUGUCUAGGAAUAGGGUCUUUGAACUACGGGGCAGAAGUGAUGCAAUUAUAGUGGGUGGAAAUACUGUACGCAGGGACAAUCCACGAUUAACUGCAAGGCAUGGAGGUGGGCAUAUGCCCAUUCGGAUUGUAAUGACACAGACUCUUGAUCUUCCAGAGGAAGCAAAUAUUUGGGACAUGUCUGAGGUGUCUACUAUAGUUGUAACACAAAGAGGAGCUAGGAGGAGUUUCCAGAAAUUGCUUGCAUCUAAAGGAGUUGAAGUAGUGGAGUUUGACAUCUUAAAUCCCAGAGAAGUUAUGGAAUAUUUUCAUGAUCGGGGCUACCUAUCUAUCUUAUGGGAGUGUGGAGGGACUCUAGCUGCAUCUGCCAUUUCAUCUGGUGUAAUACACAAGGUUUUUGCCUUUGUUGCUCCUAAAAUUAUUGGUGGAAAGUAUGCACCUUCUCCAGUGGGUGAACUUGGAAUGGUCGAGAUGUCACAAGCCUUAGAUUUAAUUGAUGUUUGUUAUGAGCAGGUUGGACCUGAUAUGCUGAUUAGUGGAUUUCUUCAGCCUAUACCAGAUCUGACACCUAUCAUCCCUUCAGAGGAUGAAACUUUUGCAAUUGAUCCCACAGUUACACCUUAUGAAUCAAGUAUCAUAUUCUUCUAUAAGACAUGGGAUCCUUAUGGUGCCUUCUCAAACUUUUCUCCACAUCCAAUUCAAAUGCCAGAUGACAAUGGUAAGUAUGCCACCUGGCCAAGUGUAGAGCAUUAUUAUCAGGCAAACAAAUUUGUUGGUGUGAAUGAUCCUGUAGCAAGGAAUUGCAUUGAAAAGAUAAAAUCAGCAAAAAGUCCAGAGGAAGCAGCACGGAUGGGCAGGUCAAUACAGAGGGGGCAACCUACUCUGGUGAGAUCUGAUUGGGAUAGCGUCAAGAUUGAUGUCAUGUACAGGGCAUUGAAAUGCAAGUUCUCAAUAUAUCCUCAUUUGAAUUAUUUGCUGCUUUCAACUGCCGGGUCUGUACUGGUCGAAGCUUCACCACAUGAUCUUUUCUGGGGUGGUGGCCGUGAAGGAGAAGGCCUUAACUAUCUCGGCAGGCUGCUGAUGCAGUUGAGGUCGGAGUUUCUAGGUGAAUCUUCUACGUCCAGUGAAAACACAUGCUUAGCUUUAUAGUGAAGGAAUUUAAGAAAAUGAAGAAAAUUUUACUUUAAUAUUUCAUGUUGUUUGUAUCCUAACAUCAUUUGGAUGGACAACUCAUUUUUUGUAAUAAUUAAAUCGCAUUUAUGACA